AUGGCGCCUAAACCUGUACAUUUGGAUCUUCAACCUCUUAGACCAGAGGAUAUACCAGAUUCAUCGACUGAUGAAUUCGAUGUUUUCUUGAAUAACCAUUUUGAUAUGGGUAUAAAAUUAAUUGAUAGUAUGGCAAAUUGGAAUCAUCAUUCUACGAAACAUGAUAGUACAGUAAAGAUAUUGAAUUUGACUACUUCAUCAUCUUACAAUGAUAUACGUAAAACGCUAGGUGGUAUAAAGGAAUACUGGUGUGGAAGAGAAUCUCAUCAUUCAACUAGAUUACCACAAACAUCAAAACAACCUACGGAUACCACCACGGCCCCCUCGACACACCCUAAUACGAGUACGAACACAAACACGACGUCGAAAAGGAAUUCAUCGUCAUUCGCCAAUCCUUCUUCUCUAAUUCGUACUUUUUCGGAUAAAUUGACAUCUAGACAUUCUGAAGAUCAUGGUGAUUCUCAUGCUUCGCAUCUACAUGGGAAAUCGACUGAUUUGAAUGGAAGUGCACUUUCAGAACAAGAAGGAGGGGUACCGGUAGAAAGAAUUCCGUCAGAAGUUGAGAGACAAGCUUUGUUCAUGAGUUCUUCUCCUGAUGGUAUAUAUGAAAGGUUCAGAAGAGGUUUAUUGGAGUACCACAGUGAGAACGAAAGAGAAUACAUCGAAUCAAUGAGAGAAUCAGAAUGUUUACAUGUAUAUCGAAAACAUGUUGCUGAAGUAUGGAGAUUAACUUUCAAAACACCACCUCCAACGAAUCCAAGAACUUUCAUCGUCUUAUUGUUAUCUAGAGAAUUGACUGAUAAUAAUCAAGCAAAAGGUGAAAGAUCAUUUAUGAACAUUUCAUUACCUUUUGAACAUCCUGAUUGUCCACCAAAACAAGGAAAUGAAAAAUCUAGAGUAAGAGGCAAAUACGUUUCGGUUGAAAGGGUUAAAGAAAUUGAACAGGGUAACGAAGUUGAAUGGAGAAUGGCAACUUCUUCUGAUGCAGGCGGUAACAUACCGCGAUUCGUCACGAACGGAUCAUUACCUAAUAGUAUAGCAGAAGAUGUACCCUCUUUCCUAGGUUGGUUGGAGAAACGUUUCCCGGUGGGCGGUGAACUCAGCUCAAGACCUAUAAAUUGA
Molecule: messenger RNA, 1122 nt
Organism: Kwoniella shivajii
Lineage: Eukaryota; Fungi; Basidiomycota; Tremellomycetes; Tremellales; Cryptococcaceae
Exons: 6
Coding region: 1-1122 (373 amino acids)
Source: RefSeq, a predicted model, not a curated record